GCGAUCAAGCGUGAACUUUUCAUCCUUCCCAGACCGUUAAACCUCAACUCUACAAACAAAAUGGACGCCGCUCUCCUUCCAAUCAAUGAGCAAAUCGCUCGAUUUCGUCAAGCAAUAGAAUGCAACAAGACACUCAUGACCGUCCUGUCGCGUGCCGCUGAAAUGAAACUCCCCAAUUGGUACCUCGCCGCUGGUGCACUCACGCAAACCGUCUGGAACGUCGUCACAGACCGCGACCCAGAACUAGGCAUUGACGACUACGACCUGAUCUAUUUUGACGACGCGGAUUUAUCAUGGGAGGCUGAAGAUGCUGUCAUUCAGGCUGGCAAGAAGAUCUUUGCGGAUAUUCCUACUGAAGUUGAGAUCCGCAAUCAAGCACGCGUGCAUCUCUGGUACGAGAAGAAGUUUGGCAAACCGUGCCCUCAACAUCGCUCUAGUGAGGCAUCUAUGACUACUUGGGGGACCAACACUGCGCUUAUCGGCGUUCGACUGAGAGAGGAUGGAGAAUGGGAUAUCUUUGCGCCAUGGGGAUUCUCGGAUAUGUUCAGACUCACGGUGCGCCCGAAUCAGAUGAUCAUGACAGAAGAGACAUACCACAAGAAAGUACAGCGUUGGAUAAAGUUAUGGCCCGAACUGACGAUCAUGCCUUGGAAAUAAUGUAUUUUAUAAUAUCAGUGUAGACAAACUUUUGCUAUAGAGCUAUUAGACAAUGAUAGAAUCGGAGCAGGUGUUAUUAGGCUCCAUGCGCACUGGGUCUAUUUAAAUUUCCUUCUUAGGUCCCACGUAAACCUUGUUGGCACGAAGGAAGUAGUAAAUACUAGCGAGGAUACCAAUGCCGCCAGUCAUGAGAGAGGCAUAGUUCAUGCUCUUAGCAUCGACGGGGGUUUGGGGAGGCC
This is a messenger RNA of Fusarium odoratissimum NRRL 54006, 896 nucleotides long. RefSeq lists its product as uncharacterized. The transcript has a single exon. Bases 61 to 657 code for a protein of 198 amino acids. The record is from RefSeq and is a predicted model, not a curated record. NCBI's taxonomy places the organism in Eukaryota, Fungi, Ascomycota, Sordariomycetes, Hypocreales, Nectriaceae.